Molecule: messenger RNA, 2337 nt
Organism: Acanthisitta chloris (rifleman)
Lineage: Eukaryota; Metazoa; Chordata; Aves; Passeriformes; Acanthisittidae
Gene: PRR35
Product: proline rich 35
Exons: 2
Source: RefSeq, a predicted model, not a curated record
AUGUCCAAGGACGACGUGGGCUGCAAGCUGACCUCGGUCUACAAGCACAAGGAGAGGAAACCGAAGAAGCCUCACUACAUCCCAAGGCCAUGGGGAAAGCCCUACAACUACAAAUGCUUCCAGUGCCCCUUUACCUGCAUGGAGAAGUCCCAUCUUUACAACCACAUGAAGUACAGCCUGUGCAAGAAUUCCCUGUCCCUCCUCAUCGAGUCUGACUGGCCCUACAAGAAGGGCAAUCUGCUCCACCCGGAGCUGAGGCUCCUGCACACGACGGAGACCUCCCGCCUGCGCGGGCGGAGGGACGAGCAGGACACCUGUGACUCCUCAGCCACCUCGGGAGGGUCAGUCCAGAACAAGCAGGGCCCUGGCAGGGAUGGCCAUGAGGACAAGCCGAUUACAGGGGUGGAGAUCCUGCCUGCUGAAGGGGCUGGUGAAGAAGGUGGCCAGUUCCAGGAGGAGGAGGAAGAUGUUGCUGGUCUGCUGAGGGAGAUGGACGCAGGGGAGAAGAAAGAGAAAAAUGAAGAAGCAGGUUGCCAAGGUGACCCAGCUGAACCAGAAGUGAACACUUUGGUCUUCGGUUUCAAGAAUAAGAGGGACAACAAGCCAUGCAAGGAGGUGGAGCCUGACUUCAUCAUCACAGAUGUCUUCUCCCUCAAGAACCAUGUCAUGAAAAGCAGGGAAAUGGCCUCCCCAGACCUAGAUGCUAAGCCAAAGCAUUGCAAAGUGCCAAAGAAAUGCCUGGCCAGCAGUGGGAUCCUGAUGGAGCAGUGGAAGCUGGUGGCAAAUGGGCAAAGGAGGAACACACCUGAGGUCUCCCCACCUUGUACCGACAGCAACAUAAUCCCAUGCUACCCUCCUCCAGCCUACAGUGACUACCAUGAACCUCAGGGUCUGAACCUCUCACUGCUGGGUAUUAACUACCCAUUAAACCCCAGCCUCUUCUCCUACCUGAGCCCCACCAUGGCCAACAGCACGACAACACACCCACACUUGGCUCAGCUGCCCUUCCUGGCCUCCACAGCCCAGCUGAUGCACCCACAUGCCUCCCACUUCCAGCCUCUGCAGAGCCCUGAGCGCUCAGCCUUCCUUCCCCGCUUCUACUACCCCCUGCUCUUUGAGCACACUUUUGGCUCCAGCGAAAGCAAGAUGACCCCCAGCAAGCCAGAGGCCCAGCAGCUGGUGGGCUCAGUCGUGCCCACGCCACCACAAACCAAACCCCCCAGCGAGCCAACCAAGCCUGGGCUGCUGAAGGUACCUGUUCCGAAGACAGGUUUUCCUUGGUCCAAAGGUGUCCGGGAGGAGACAGGCUCCGAGCUCAGCCACACUGCUAUGCUGGGGCAGGAAGAAGAGGAGAAAUGGCUGUCCCAGGAUAAGGAGAGCAACCCAGCUUUGGGCCUCAACAACUUACGCAAAAAGCCAGCCAUGGACAUCUACCAAACCAUGGUGGGGGUGAAGGACAGCACUCUCACCCACAGCAGUGUCCGCAAGGCAGAGUUACCAGUGGUCACCUGUCUGGAGACCAGCAGCCCUCCAGGAAACCCCUUGAAGAGAAAGUUCCCUGCCAGUGGGAUGGAUUUGAUAGGAUCUGAAAGGCUGAUGCCUGGAAAACUCAGCUACCAGAGCAGUGGUUCAAGGGCCAACUCUGGCCACAUCCCCAAGGCCCUGGACCAUUGGCACACAGAGGUCCUCACAGGCCAGUCUGAGGAGCCAGAGAGGGGCAGUGACACUGAAGUCCUUCUCCCUGUGGGUGCUGCCCUGGACCAUGGCCUCUGCAAGCCGAGCAGACUCCAAGAGACUUCUGCCACCACGACAGACUCUGAGGCCACAACUGUCCUCAUUGAGGACCUGUCCAAAACCCUAGAGGAGUACCAAGAGGUGGAGAAGAAACUGUCUGAUCUGGCAAAAGAGGACACCCCUGGUCAAAAAGAGCUGAGGGACCAGCUGAUCAAAAUCCGAAGGGAGCUCUACCACAUCCAUCAGGCACUGGAGAAAGCCACCAAACCCCACGAAGGGCCACUGGACCUGUCAGUGAAGAGAUCCUCAGAAGGUCUGGAGAAGGUCCAGCAGGCCAAGAAGGAGCCCAGCAACAUGACCCUGGGAAGCGAAAAGCUCCACAGCAAAGGCCAAGGGCCCCUCAGCAAAUGUCCAGCCCCCGGGGAGGCUGGAGAUGGGGAGGGGCUGCCCAACUGCCUCCUCGAGGCUGAGAACAAAACCAUCGACCUGCUGAUCAAGAUGAGCCGUGCCGAGAGCCUCCGAGCGUCCUCCUCCGAGGCUCACCUGGGCGCCGUGAUCAAGGCUGAGGUCCUGCCCCUCGCCGUGCCCCUGGAGCUGCGGCAC